CCCUUGCAGCUUUCUGGACCAGGGCUGGCGACGCCGAAUAGUCAGGAGAGAGUUACUACGCCUUCUAGUCAUCCCAGCAACCGGUGACGCGGCCCACAUGAGGCCGACCACUGGCCAGCCGGGGAAAGCGGGACUGGAGCGUGACUCCCUAUCCUGAGGCGCCGCCCAGCUCUCCCCACUCGGCGGCCGCGCGCUCCGCCAGACCCUUCCUCCCUUCAACGCCCUAGUCCCGAAGUCCGGGAGGCGGGUGUCGGCGAGCAAGCUGAGUGGGAACCGCGUGGUGUACAAGGAGCCAGUCGGCGACCGAUUUCCUUCCAGGCAUAGACCCCUUUUCUUCCAGGGCAAACUCCAGCAUGGGGUGAGGUACAGAAGAGAGACUUGAGGGGUGUACUCUGGCACUCAGUUACCAAACCUGCCCCCUAGAUAGGGUCUGUCUUACCACAUUUGUAAUGGGGGGAAAUUGUAUCUUUGUUUAUAUGACAUUUAUUUAUGCAUGUUUGUGUUUGUGCGUUUGUCUUACCUUCCUUGGGCCUGUGCCCUAGGAGGAAAAGGGUGGGUUCCCAGAAACUUGGCCUGAUAGGUGCCGUGGUCCCUGGAGUCUCUCAAGUGAGGUGGAACCCUCACCAGCAUGUGCAUUGUUCUCUUUGGCAUUGGGAUCAAACACUGAGUCCUGAGGGAAGGUUUUAUUCACAUGAGGCAAACACUCUUUUGAACUGACAACCUAGAAUAGACAGCCCAAGUGUCUGGGCUGAAAGUUCCCUCUGGAAGAACUGAUUGUCUCUGAAGACUGCUUUCAGGUCUGCAGAGGGGCUCUUGCCCCUGCUUGCAGCUUUUGCUUAAACUCAUUCUCUGUGAAUAAGAUGUCUGGGAUUUAAAAUACUUCAGACCAAAAAAAAAAAAAGAGAGAGAGAGAGAGAGCAAAUGUGUGGGAGAGGAGUGUGAUAGAUGAAACAGAAGAGCAAAAUGCAAAAUGUAGAUAGAUGCUAAAGAUGAGGGAGUGAUUCAUAUUAUUCUUUAGUUUUUUAUAUUUGAAAAUGUCCAUUAAAACAAUACCCUCCACCAGAAAAUACUCCCCUCUUCUUUCUCUCCCUGCCUCUGUGCCCUUUGCUCAAUGUAAAUUCAUGUUGUCCCUCUUACUUCAUCCCUGCAGGGUACAGAACAUCCUGCUCCAAAGGCAUGAGAAGAGAACAUCCUAUAUUGGCCACUCCUGCCCAAUGUGGAGGGGAGCAGAAACUCCAGAGCCCACCCCUGAAGGGCUCAGGGUGAAGGGUGAACCUGGCUGCAGCCCACCCUAGAAAAAGCUGCAGAGCCUGCCCGCAAAAGAAGGAACCUGGAAUCUGCAGACCAGUUUUCCAGGCCUCCCCUUCUUCCCUCUGCUACUCCCUUUGUAGGCCUUCAGAAAACCGAAAAUAACGCACGGUUUGAGGCGGUGGACGCCGGCGUGGGAGUGGCACACUGCCCUGCCAGCCUGGCCCCCGGCCCGCAUCCCGAGGGCACCCCAGCCUAGCCCUCACCAUGUUCGCCGCAGCAGCGGCGGCCGCGGCGUCAGGAAGGCCUUAUGUAUGCAGUGAGUGUGGCAAGAGCUUCCGCUACAGUUCGGUGCUGCUGCGCCACGAGCGCGCCCAUGGCGGCGACAGCCGCUACCGCUGCCUAGACUGUGGUGAACGCUAUGCACUGGCCGCCGACCUCCGUGCACACCGACGCGCACAUGCUGGCCAGACGCUCUACAUCUGCAAUGAGUGCGGCCAGAGCUUCCGUCAUAGUGGCCGCCUUGACCUGCACCAGAGCACACACAGACAGCGCAGCCGCUCCUGCCCUUGCCGCGCCUGCGGCCGCAGCUUUCCACACCUCUCAGCUCUGCUGCUGCACCGUCGCCGCUGGCAUCCCCCCGAGCGGCCCUGCCGCUGUCCCCUGUGCGCCCGCGCCUUCCGUCAGAGUGCGCUACGCUUCCACCAGGCGCGGGCGCACCCGUGGGGGACACCCACCACGCCUCUCGACCCGGUCCACCGCUGCGCACAGUGCCCACGGGCCUUCCGCAGCUACGCAGGGCUGCGGAGCCACGCACGCAUCCACGCGGCUCGGAGCCCUGGUGACGCCACAGCUCCUCGGCCGCGUGCUCCGGGUACACACCAGUGCAGCGUGUGCGGGAAGAGCUUUGGCAAGAGCUCCACACUAACACGACACCUGCAGACGCACUCAGGUGAGAAGCCUUUCAAGUGCCCGGAGUGUGGAAAGGGCUUCCUGGAGAGCGCCACGCUGGUGCGCCAUCAGCGAACGCACACGGGUGAGAAGCCUUACGCGUGCGGGGACUGCGGGCGCCGCUUCAGCGAAAGUUCCACCCUGUUGCGCCACAGACGCAGCCACCAGGGAGAGCGGCCGCACGCAUGCGCCACGUGCGGCAAGGGCUUCGGGCAGCGCUCCGACCUAGUGGUGCACCAGCGCAUACACACGGGGGAGAGGCCCUUUCCGUGUGCCGAGUGCGGCCGCCGCUUCAGCGACCGCUCUGACCUCACCAAGCACCGGCGCACGCACACAGGCGAGAAGCCCUACCAUUGUGAGUUGUGUGGCAAACGCUUCACGUGCGUAUCCAACCUCAACGUGCACCGGCGCAACCACGCUGGCCACAAGCCCCACAAGUGCCCCGAGUGCGGCAAGGCCUUCAGCGUGGGCUCCAAGCUGGCGCUGCACCGCAAGACACACCUGGGCGAGCGGCCGGCAGAAUGUGCCGAGUGCGGCAAGUGUUUCAGCCACAGUCGCUCGCUCUCCCAGCACCAGCGGGCCCACACACGUGCUCGAGCCGCCACCGCGGCCACCCAAGCCACCGCGGGAGCUGCGCUCGUCUUUGCUGCGCAGGCAGAACAGGAAAAGCUGGACAAAAUUUUUGUGUCCAGUUAAGGGACACUAGCUGGGAAGCUUCUCUGUAGUAGGCUGGCAAGUACUGACUCACUGCCACAGGGAUGGUGGGGCUCCGCGGCAGAGGGAGGUCUCUGCAAAGACAGCGUGGCUGGCUGUCGCCUUCCAUGGUAGCCCUUCACCGGGACUCCUGCCACGCCCCUACAUGGACUUCCCUGGUCAGCUCUUCCUGUCCCCCCUCCUUCCUGCUCUCCCCCUGUGGUGUCGGUGCAGGGAGUCAGGAAAACCUAGACACAGAAGGGAGCCCAGGUAUUGGUGUAUUCCCAUUGCUGCUGCCGUGCCCUCAGAUGUUUCUUUCCCGUUUUCCCACCUGUGUUCUAUCUGCUUUUGUCCCAUCCCCUUUUUCCAGCCUGAGUCUCCCCUAGCUCUCCUUCCUGCCUACUUUUGUUGUCCUGCCUCUUCAGGUAGUGAUCACAGAUAUGGCCACAGGGACAACCCACCCGCCUUGUGGUCUUCUUGCCUCUUGGUUCUACUUGAGUCUCUGCUGCUUUCUUCCUGGGCUCAGAGACGGGAAAUUUGUAGGCAGAGAGAUGACGGAUGGGACAGCUCAUUUCAGUGAAAGACAUCAUGCCAGAACCAACCAGCCUGCCGCCAGGCAGAGAAUGUCCACCCACAAUGGAGCUGGGCAGGACAGACCUGAUGGUGUCCAGGUCAAAGUGCCUCUCAGGGCGAUAUUCUCCAGCUAGGCAGGAGGACAUUAACUUUGGGACCCAGACUGAGACCACAUGGGGUCUACAAAGCAGAGUAUUGCCAAGAGUAUUGCAUCAGAAUGUUAUUUCCAAAUCAAGCUUAGAGCCAUGGGAAAACUGAGCUCCACAGAGUCAGUAGUGCAGGGUAGAAAAUCUGGAAUUGGCCAGCGAUUUUUUUGCUUAUGACUGGUGAAAUAAAGCUUGUUUGUUUGGGUUCCAGA
Molecule: messenger RNA, 3823 nt
Organism: Ailuropoda melanoleuca (giant panda)
Lineage: Eukaryota; Metazoa; Chordata; Mammalia; Carnivora; Ursidae
Gene: ZNF672
Product: zinc finger protein 672
Exons: 3
Coding region: 1516-2895 (459 amino acids)
Biological process (GO): regulation of immune system process; regulation of cytokine production; negative regulation of transcription by RNA polymerase II
Cellular component (GO): nucleoplasm
Molecular function (GO): RNA polymerase II cis-regulatory region sequence-specific DNA binding; DNA-binding transcription repressor activity, RNA polymerase II-specific
Source: RefSeq, a predicted model, not a curated record